UUGAAAUAAACAAGGAAAAUUACACAGCGAGCGGAAGGCAGUGCCGAUUCACUUCGGGGGAUACCGCAGCCACCGCCUCAGCGGCGCUUGACUACACGCCUUUGUAUUUUUUACGGCAGAAGGAUUUUGAAGAGUGUUUGGAUUUUCAGGAAUUUGGAGGUUUAAGUUGGCCUGGAUUCUGUUGAUUGAGGUUCGGAUUGUAGGUACAGUAGUUUCUUCUUCUGUUUCAUGCGAUGAGCGACGAAUGUUUCGACCGGGAAUCGCGUAGCGGUGGAGCCUUCGAUUGGAGUAUUUUCUUGGGCAGUGUUGAUGAUGAUCAUGUCGUCUAUAAAAGAAAAAGAUUCCAUUAUCAAGUUGAACAAGAAGUAGAAGGGCAAGAGUCUGGAGGAGAAGAAUUUGGCGAACAGGAAGGAGAAGAAGAGGAAGAAAAAUUUGCCGCGGAAGAAGGGGGAGAGGAAGGAGUAGAAGAGGAAGAAGGAGUAGGAGAGGAAGGAGAAAAUUACCGCGUCGAAAGUGAUGAAGAAAUUAGUUCAGCAUUAUCAUCAAACAAACGGGUAAAGCAAAUGUCCGUUGAUCGGCUAAGUGCAUUGCCGGAUUCACUGCUUGUUCGGAUUCUCUCUUUUCUUGAUAUGAAGGAAGCUGCCAUGACUGAUAUAUUGUCGAAAAGAUGGCAAUUUCUCUGGACUGGUUUGCCGAAGCUUAAAUUUUACGAGGGCAGUAGCCGGACUGAGAAAAUAAGCAAGUUUGUGGCUUGGGUUCAUAGGACCCUUGUUAUUUGCAGCGGCCAUCAUUUGGAGGCGUUUGAGAUUGACUUCGGGUAUGAUAAAUGCUUUGCUUCCGAUGUUAAUGUUUGGGUCGACUUUACCUUAAAAAAUAAGGUGAAAGAUGUCGCAUUGCUGUUGAAUUCCAGAAAAGAUUUGUAUCUGCUGCCUCAGAUGAUGUAUUCAAAUUCAUCCUUGACGCGGUUGAGCGUGGAAGGGUGCAUUAUAUCUCCUAAAAGAACAGUUGAGUGGGGAUCAUUGACUACAUUAUACCUUGACAAAGUGGUGUUGAAUGAGCAUGUAAUUGAAAAGAUAUUUUCUGGUUGUCCUGCUUUGUAUGAGUUGGAACUAAUGGCAUGCACGGGAUUAUAUUAUUUGAAGAUCGACUAUCAAAGUCUUCGUAAACUUAAGAUAGGAUACUGGAAAGGUGAGAACUGCGAAACCUGUCUAGAUAUUUCAGCACCCUAUAUACAUACUUUGCAGAUCUCACUGCAUCCUAGAGGGAGGAGAUUGCGGCUUACAAAUGUCGCCUCUCUUGUUCGAGCUAAUAUUGAUUUUGAAGUUGAUUUCGAUCCUGGCUCUCUGAAGUUGAUCGGUUAUACAAAAGAACUUUUUAAUAGCCUUCAGCAUGUCAAGGAGCUUGAAGUGGGAUAUGGGUUUCUUGAGGUCCUAUCAAUGUUGGCGGUAAAGGGGUGGCGGCUCGCACAUUCAGGGCGAAGACGUUUGACAGUACAUGCGUCAAAGGAUGAACACAGAAUUCCUGGAAUUUUAUGUCUGCUGGAAUCUUCUCCAUACCUUGAGACAAUGGACAUAUCAUUAGACGAAUUUUGCGAGUUCAAUGAGGACUGGGUCAAUAUCAGUCCAGCUGCAUCAUACUCAAAGAAGGUUGAUUUGCAAAACGAGUUAUGGCAUCUGAAGACAGUAAAUAUCACAAGCUCUGCAGACUCGGAUCUUCCCAGUGAAGGUGUGCUAACCCUGGCACAACUUCUGCUUCAGAGAGCAAGGGUCUUAGAGAAGAUGGUGAUUGAUACCGGAAAAUUUGUCACAUCUUCAUCAGCAAACGUUGCAAGCAACUAUAUCAGGAUAUCUCAGAUGCUGCUUAGCUACCCAAGAUCCUCACCAAAAGCAGUAGUCCUACUCCAUUAGUGAUCAUGCAAUUGCAACAUCAUCAGUGUCCCACCGCUUUUGUGGUUCUUUACAUUAUCGUAGUACCAUUACUUCUUUCCUACAACGUUAGCUGCGAGACAUAAUCCUUGAUUGUCAAACCGCAACAUAUUUAUCGUAGAAUGUUAUCUUAUUUCAUGUUUACUUUUACCAGUGUUGCCAGCAUAUCAUCUUUGCUUGAUAUUUGAGACAUGUACUGUGUUGGGGAUUGAGAUGUAGUUUCAUGUUACAACCUGAACAUUUGAUGUUGCCUUGCUUAUUAAUCUGCUUUUAUGCAGGGGUAAUUACACUCUCCUCCCUCAGGUUUGG
Molecule: messenger RNA, 2234 nt
Organism: Sesamum indicum (sesame)
Lineage: Eukaryota; Viridiplantae; Streptophyta; Magnoliopsida; Lamiales; Pedaliaceae
Product: putative F-box/LRR-repeat protein At5g02930
Molecular function (GO): protein binding
Source: RefSeq, a predicted model, not a curated record